Messenger RNA from Symbiodinium necroappetens, 1767 nucleotides. Lineage: Eukaryota; Dinophyceae; Suessiales; Symbiodiniaceae. The record is from the annotation of a GenBank genome assembly.
AUGGCGUCGGCGGCCUGUCAAAGACAUGUCGCUGACGGGGACGCGCAGGGCCCAAUGUUCGGUGACGGUGCCAUGCUGGUCCAGCUGCUGCCGCAGGGAUGGGAGCCCCAAGCGCUUGGACCGGAGAGAGAUGGUCGAUUCUGGCGGCACUGCUAUUGGUUGCACAAGUCGGCGCCCUGGAAGAAGUUGAUCUCUGCUUGGGCCGAAGACCAUCGUCUUCUGGCAGGUGGGCUAUGCUUACGAGAUUCCGAGGGUCGCGAAGUGCCACUGGAUCAGACUCCUGACAUGGACGCAUCCGGGCCCGAUGCUGCGACAGAAAUGGCGGUUGUGUUGAGGGAAGGUGCAACUUCGGAGGAAAUUGGUCGUUGGGAGGCGGCUGCGAAGCACCAGUGUGAGCCGAGGGCUCCACCCGAUGGCACCCAGCGUGUGCGCAUCACUGCAUGGCGAGACGACCGUCAGAAUGCCUCGACCUCCUUGACCUUCUGCGUGCCGCCAGACAUAGCCUUGCGUGGCCUGAUGGUGGAGUGGUGCAGCAGGCAAGGCCUCUCUUUGGAGGAUGUUUGCUUCAAGGCAGAAGCUGGCGGUGAAAUCACGAGUGCAGAUACGCUGAAAAGCUUGGCACCAGAUGAGGAUUUACCCAGAGCCGAGAUGUUUGACAUCCGGGCUGAUCCGAGAAGUGAUCGACCUGCAAAAACACAAUCUGUGCAGCUACCUGACAUGUAUCUGGCAUCGCAGCCGCAGCACAGCGCAGCCCCAGCUGCGGAGUCUGCCUCCAAGCCGUCAGCUGCACAGCCUCCUAGUAAAUCUGCUGCGCCGCGUGUGCAAGUCCGAAUCGCAGCGCACGGUAUUUUGAGCGAGCGGCUGAAGCCGUCUUCAGAGCAAGCCGGUUUGAGCUUUUGGACGAAGAUGCUUGCCCCCAUCGGCAAAGUCACAGCCGCGUGGUGCAGACACCACGGCUUGACACAAGACUCCAUUUUCGUUUCCUACAAUGGAAAGCCAUUACAGGCCGGUGACACCCCUGCGACGCAUGGUUGGUCACCGAAUACAGAGGUAAUCCUGGAAGCAUUGCAUGUGAGCGAUCCGCGGGUGAUGCAGGUCAUGGAGCCGCGGCUGCCACAGCCGCCGCGGCCGCCGCAGCCACCGCAGCCACCACAGCCACAUCCGACAACGAAUCCAUCUCCUGCGAAACCAGUGGAGUCGGAGCGACCGGGCGGCCGUGCUUUGCUGAAGGUUUAUGACGAGGUGGAGUGCUUCGAGUUCUGGAUGCGACCAACCACGACCUUUGAGAGGAUGAUGAAAGCCUGGCGGGAGCAGCGCAAGCUGGAGCCAGCACGGAAUGUCAGGUUUCAGCUCAUGGAAGGCGAAGGGCUGCGCGCAGGAGAUCUCGCAGCCAAUGAGACGCCGGCCCUCAGGGGCUGGUCCCCAACCACGGGCGGGGUGAUCAUGGUGCGAGCCCAUGCAGCAGAAAGCCCUGUCGAUCCGAAUCGCAGCAUGUCCGUCAAAGUCGAAGCGGACAGCCCAAACGGAGUGAACGAGGUCAAGUUCAACAUGCGCUUGUCUGCGCCUUUGGGGAAGAUGAUGAAGGCGUGGUGUGGGCAUCACGGUCUUCCUCUAGAGAAAGCCACGUUCAUGUUCCAGCAACGGGUCUUGACACCAGAGGACACCCUGCAGUCCUUGGGCUGCACGUCCGGGGAGGUGGUCUUCAAAGCCGUCCCCAGUGAGGCCAAGGCCAGGGAGGAAGGCAUGGAGGCGAAGACUGAGGCGAAG